Danio rerio (zebrafish) is the source of this 1718-nucleotide messenger RNA. RefSeq names its product synaptotagmin XIb (gene syt11b). Gene Ontology annotation, biological process: negative regulation of secretion by cell. NCBI's taxonomy places the organism in Eukaryota, Metazoa, Chordata, Actinopteri, Cypriniformes, Danionidae. The record is from RefSeq and is marked validated. Gene Ontology annotation, cellular component: presynapse; endomembrane system; membrane.
AUCUCAUUCCAUCUGCUCAGCAUCACACCGGCCUGGACCGCACCACACACGAGCACACCGUCAACCGGAGAGAUGUAGCCAUGAACCAUCCACAGUAUAUCAGCUAAACGAAGUACCACCGACAUCUAGCUUAUUGUUUACUCCUUGGCUGUUAUCCGCAUCGCAGGGCGCCCAACCCUCAAAAUGGCUGAGAUGACCGAAAUCGGCGCGGCGUACGACAUGUCUCCAGUGCUGGCAGGGUUUAUCGGUGCUGGCGUGUUGGUCGUUGCAGUCUUUGCGUUAAUCUACCUGUGGACUUGCUGUCAGAAACAUUACAACAGGACCAACUACAAGCUCCAUGGCAUCCAGUCGGAACACAGCGAUCCUCUCACAGACCCUCCGUACAAAUUUAUCCACAUGCUGAAAGGGAUGAGCAUCUAUCCUGAUGCACUUACCAACAGCAAGAGAAUAAUUCGAGUGGCACGUGAAGCCAGAGCUCAAACCUCUGACCGAGUACAAGGCAGCAAGGGCCGCCCAGUGGUGCUGGUGAAUAUGGAUUCGGCAGCAGAAAGUGGCUUGCUUGGGGAAAAGCAGAUGAGGCUUGAGGAAAGUGGGCAUGAGGUUUCCAGGCUGGAGAGGGAGCUUCCGGUGCGAGCCGAUUACUGCUGCUUGGAUAGCAGCUCCGCAAGCAGCAGUCAGACGUCCAGCACUACGGUUUCCAGCACUGCUACACCCUUCACCCCUGCCGAUGAACCCAGCCGGGGAGACCUCAGCAUUGCAAUCGACUAUAACUUCCCCAAGAAGGCCUUGGUGGUCACCAUCCUGGAGGCUCGUGGUUUGCCGGCAGUGGAAGGUCAGACAGGCAGCGCCGACCCCUAUGUAAAGAUGACCAUUCUUCCGGAGAAGAAGCAUCGAGUGAAGACUCGAGUUUUGAGGAAGACUCUGGAGCCUGCGUUUGAUGAAACCUUCACGUUUUAUGGCGUACCGUACAGCUCCUUGUCAGAUCUCACGCUGCACUUCUUGGUGUUGAGCUUUGAUCGUUUUUCACGAGAUGAUGUGAUUGGUGAGGCUAUGGUUCCGCUGGCUGGCGUGGACCCGAGUACAGGACGGGUUCAUAUUACACAACAGAUCACAAAGAGAAACAUGCAGUGUGUGAGCCAUGGAGAGCUGCUGGUUUCUCUUUCCUAUCAGCCUGUUUCUCACAGACUCAGUGUGGUGGUGUUAAAAGCAAAACAUCUUCCAAAACUGGACAUCACUGGCUUGUCUGCAAAUCCUUACGUGAAGCUGAAUGUGUUCUACGGCCACAAGCGCAUUGCCAAGAAGAAAACGCAUGUGAAAAAAUGCACGCUCAACCCCGUCUUUAACGAAUCCUUCAUCUAUGACGUGCCAGCUGAGUUGCUCCCUGACAUCUCUAUUGAGUUCCUGGUCAUGGACUUUGACCGCACUACUAAAAACCAGGCUUUGGGACGCCUGGUGCUCGGCGCAGACAGCCCAUGCCCUUCAGGUGCUGCCCACUGGCAGGAAGUCUGUCAAAACCCACGACGCCAAAUAUCAAAGUGGCACACGCUCAAUUAACAUUAGAGCUUCACAUUAACACUCUCUCUCCACACACACACACUCAAAACACAGGCACACAGGAAACAUUUCUGAAUGAGAGAGAGAGAAAGAAUUCUGGGAAAAGAUGCCUUUGUUACCACCCACAACAUGGUAACUGAAAUUCAGGAGGAUUUGUAAAAAAA